Fragaria vesca subsp. vesca is the source of this 1048-nucleotide messenger RNA. Its product is annotated as PHD finger protein ING2-like. Gene Ontology annotation, cellular component: nucleus. Bases 98 to 859 code for a protein of 253 amino acids. The record is from RefSeq and is a predicted model, not a curated record. The transcript is spliced from 9 exons. Lineage: Eukaryota; Viridiplantae; Streptophyta; Magnoliopsida; Rosales; Rosaceae.
AAAGGAGGGGUUUUAAAAGGUUUUCCUUAGAGAGAGAAGGGGGCGUCGACGUUUUGAGAGAGAAACCCUAAAAAGAAGAAAUCCCCAAAUCGGAGCAAUGGCAAUCGCAAGGACUGGAGUAUACGUGGACGACUAUCUGGAAUACGCAAGUACGUUGCCUGCUGAGCUGCAGAGGCUCCUCAAUACUAUUCGAGAACUUGACGAACGCUCUCAAUCGAUGAUACACCAGACAAGGCAGCAGACGAAGCAUUGCUUGGGAUUCUCACAGAAAUGGAACAUGGAAGAAGACGAGGCCGCCAUUGAAAAAAUGCGCAAAGAAAUCGAAGUCAAUCAGGAGAAUGCUGUCAGUCUCUGUACCGAGAAGGUUUUGCUCGCUAAACAAGCUUAUGACCUGAUAGAUAGUCAUGUGAAACGUCUCGACGAGGAUCUUAACCACUUUGCAGAAGAUCUAAAGCAAGAAGGAAAAAUAUCACCCAAUGAACCAGCAAUUCUUCCUCCAUUACCCAUUGUGCCCAAAACUGAAAAGCGCAAGCCCAUUUAUGUAACACUUCAACCAAAAAGGUUUGAUUAUAGGGAUAGGGAAUGGGAUCGAGAGCGUGACAGGGACUUCGAGCUCAUGCCACCCCCAGGAAGCCACAAAAAGGAAUAUGCUAUUCCCAUGGAUACUGAUCAACCGAUUGAUCCAAAUGAACCUACCUACUGUGUUUGCCAUCAGGUGUCUUUUGGAGAUAUGAUUGCCUGUGACAAUGAGAAUUGCCAAGGAGGCGAAUGGUUUCAUUACGCAUGUGUUGGGCUCACACCAGAGACGAGAUUCAAAGGAAAGUGCACUCUGAAAUUUUUCCUGGAAUUGUUUGGGUAGGUUAUAGCUACCUAAACUCGAGUGAAUUUCCGGUGGGAUGUUAAUGGCCCAUGGUUGUCUUGUCUGUAUAUACCCCUGUGCACCUAACUGGCUAACUGUGGGGAACCAUUCAACGAUCUGGAAUGGAUUGUGACGUUUGGGUUUUUCCUUUGUUUUCUUCUGUUUCAAUUUUUUGAUGCAUUUCAAGAG